AUGUCCGGCGACAAAUCAGCCAGAAAGGCCCCCAAGGCGGAACGAACUCCUGAAGAACAGGCCAAAAGAGACGCCAAAAAAGCGGCCAAGAAGGCUGCAGCUGCCAAAGAAGCUCUGGUCACCUCGGAUCUCCAGGCAGAGACUGAGCCUGCAGGCGAGGCCACGCCCGAUGCGACCACAGAGGAAGGCGAUGUUGCUGCCUCGGAUUCCAAAAAGCGAAAGAGAGAAGGUGCUGCUGAAGGCGACGAGCUGGAAAUCGAUGUCUCUGCCCCCGCUCCUCUCUCCAAAGCUGAAAUUCGAGCUGCGCGAAAGAGGGCCAAGCGUGGCGACAACAGCGAAGCUCGACCCAAGCUGAAAGACUAUGAAAAGGUCGCGAAGAAGGGUGACAAAGAUGGAAAGGAUGAGGCGGCUGAAGCUCUGGAAGGCAAGGGCAAGAGACAGAAUUCCAUAUGGAUCGGAAAUCUGGCGUUCAAGACGACGUCUGAAGGUCUCAAGGAGUGGUUCGAGAAUGGUCUGAGUGGGCUGGGCGGAAAAGGCGAAGGCAGUGUCACCAGAAUCAACUUGCCGAAAAAGAACAACAAAGCCGGAUUUUCAGAGACAAAAGGGCAACUCCAAGAACUAUCACUCAAACUGUCCGAGUCCCCUUACCUUGGCAGACGAGUGUUGAUCAAGAAGGGCGAUGACCACACCGCUGCUCCGGACGCCCGUACUCCCAAACAGACCCUCGCCGUUCGCGCGGACGAACUUGGCUCCAUCUCUAAACGUCCCGAGACUUCGUGUAUAUACAUGGGCAACCUGCCUUUCGAUAUCACCGAGGUUCAGAUUAGAGACAUAAUCGAAGAGAAUGCGCCGGAAAGGGAAGCUGAAGAGGGCGAGGAGAUUAUUGGGGACAGAGGUGGAAAGAAGAGUGGGUUGAUCAAGGUCAGGUUGGCAGCUUUCGAGGACACUGGCAGGUGCAAAGGCUUUGCGUUCCUCGACUUUGUCUCUGCCCGGCACGCCAAGUUUUCUCUUGCCAACCGCAAGAACCACUACUUUAACGGCAGAAAGCUCAACCUCGAGUUUGCUUCCGAGUCGUCAGCGAAGCGAAGCGGCGCCGACAAGCUCCGCAAAUUUGCCGGCGAAGGCAAGCCCAAACCUCGCUUCCCGCCCCGCGUUGAAGGUGAAGGCGGUGACGAUGAGGAGAGACCCGUUGAAGCCGAGAAGAAGGACCAGAGAGGCAAAAAGUGGGAAGCCAGCGGACGACAGAGACCUGGAGCGGCGUUGGCUAUGGCCAAGAGAGAGAAUGUCGGUAUCGUGGAGGGUUCUGGUACCAAGGUCACGUUCGAUUAG
Messenger RNA from Cryptococcus wingfieldii CBS 7118, 1329 nucleotides. RefSeq names its product RNA-binding protein rnp24. The record is from RefSeq and is a predicted model, not a curated record. The coding region runs from base 1 to 1329 and encodes 442 amino acids. Lineage: Eukaryota; Fungi; Basidiomycota; Tremellomycetes; Tremellales; Cryptococcaceae. Gene Ontology annotation, molecular function: RNA binding. The transcript has 4 exons.